UUUGACAGGUGCUGGUGGUGGUGCAUAUAUAUCGGUACGGUGCAGCUGAUGCUGCUAGCCCGCAACAUUUCCCAAGUUAGUCGAUAAUUUCAGCAUAGGCUGCGGGUAAACAAAGACAAUCUACAGCUUGAGAUGGAUGAAGAAAGAGGAGAAAAACCUGCUCGGAGAGAGUGGCCUGAUCAUACCCAUCCUCCUCUGUUUCACAUGAUCAGCAGCAAUGGUAGCAGCAGUGAUUGUGCAAGCAGCCUACCCAGUGGCUGCACCACGCCUACCACCACACCAACCCCGACCACACCCAAACCCAAGGUGGAGUACAUCUGCCGUUGGGAGUCCUGCGGAGAGGAGACGGACACCAGCGCCGACCUGGCCGAUCACGUUCGAGCAGAGCACGCCCAGAAGCAGAUCAAGAAAGGAGGGAAGAAGUUUGUGUGCCUGUGGGACGGCUGCAAGGUUUACAACACGCCUUCCAUGUCUGCCACCUGGCUUCCGAAGCAUGUGUUGACGCACUGCGGGGAUAAGCCGUUCCGCUGCGUGUUCGCAGGAUGCAACCAGAGCUAUAGGACAGAGAAAGGUCUGAUGAGGCACUGUCAGUCUCAUCUCAAUGCUGCCAAGCAGAACUCACAACAGAGAACACCAAAGAGCAAGGAGGAGAGUCCAGGCAAAGCUCUCAAGAGGAAAAGGAUGAGAAUUAGAAGAAGAUUGUCAAUGGUUUCAGCGAAGACGGAUGAUUUCUUUGAUACCCGUAUGGCUGACGCUGUUCAUCAUCGUCUGGUCGAACUCAACAUGAAGACAAAGAUAGACACUGAGGGCAGCGGGAGAUCGCUCAUCUUCAAAAGCUCUGUUGUUGGGAAAAGAACAGAUGAGAGCGGGGAAUCCAUGGUCCUCCUUCGUUGGUCACCAACUGAUGUCAUCCCAGACUCGUGGAUCAAGGAUUCGGAGCAGAAGGAUCAUGAAGAGUGUGCCAUCCCUAUCAGCAGUGUGCCUCACGAAGCCCUACACAACAUAGGACCAGGACUACUCCCUCCAAAGAGACAGAGAAAACAGAGGAGAAAAUGAGAUGGUGAAUAAACCUCCUCUUGAUAUAAGGAACUUAUGGACCUUACCUCAUGGACUACUGAAUUCAUUCACUCCCUAGGCUCACUGGAUGAAUGAUCCACUUCUAGUAUGCAAUGGGUUAAGAGUACUCAUACUCUGAUGGAUGUCAGAAGAAUAAACUCCUCUGUUCCAUCUUGCUUCUUUUAAAGUGCGAAGUUGAUGUACACAUGCCAGCUUAUCGUAUGACUUGUCCUAUUUUGUUGGUAACAGUACAGUCAACAACCAUUUGAAAGUUAGAAUGAACCCUAUCUGUACAAUUUCAUUUACUUUUGGAAUAAUGAACCUGAUAUUUUUUUACCAAAUUCAUGAAAAAGAACUUUUUUUAGUGUGAUAAACUGAUAAUUGUAUUUUCUCAUACUUGUGCAUGAAACAUUGUCCUUUCAUUGAUUCAACACCUGGCAAUAUGUAUUUUUGUUCCUGUGCACUACUAGUUGCUGUUUCUCUAUCUUGCUUCUCAGGGUGGAAUUUUCAUUUUCAUUUUUUUAAUGAAAGAAUUUCAAAGAUGUUUUAGUAAUUUUCAUGUGAAUGGCAUUGAUUAAUUCAUUAUUAAUGUCCUAUUUUAAAAUUAUUUUCCUGUAUACCACAAGAACUAGAACUGAAAUAAAAUAGGGAUUAUCUAGAAAAUUGCUUAUUUUUCUUGUUUGCAAUAUAAUACCAUCGAUGUAUGCGGUUUGCCAAAUCUAUGCUGUUCUAGUGCAAUGACUGUCCAGUUUCUGAUUAGACGGUAAUUUUUAUGUCAAAGUGAAAUUCUUGCAUCAGUCUUCAACCUAACCCACUUGCUUGAAGAUGGAGUUAUUUUAGUAUUGGAUAAUUUGUCCUGCUCGUUUUAAUAGGUUAUCAUUUGUUGUCCGUGAUGAUUUGUUUUUAAGCAACAUGUAUCAGAAGUUGUGUAAAAGAAGUGGGGGCUCACCCAUGUUACAUUUCAUUUUGAGACAGAAAAGCAUGGAUAGAUCCAUGCAAGAUAAUUUUAGACUAUGAUGAUGUUGAUGAUUUGAAUUUCUCCAUCCUGUUUUUUAUACAAAUUAUAAAAAUGAGAUUUCUUAGCAGAUAAUUGCUUUCAAAUAUUGCUAUUAUUGUUCACAUGGAUCCCAUUCUCGUUCGUAAUAGUCCAUUAUUUGAAAUCUUAUAUUGUCUUCUCCUUCACUUUCUAUUAAAUGUAAAAUGAUUUCCAUUUAUAUGCUUAUUUUUUUAUUUUUUUUAACUUUGACUUUACAACUUAGAAAUGUCUUCUUAAUGAUACCAGAAGUUUUGUAUAUAAAUUUUACAUACUUUCCAUGCGAA
Molecule: messenger RNA, 2376 nt
Organism: Strongylocentrotus purpuratus (purple sea urchin)
Lineage: Eukaryota; Metazoa; Echinodermata; Echinoidea; Camarodonta; Strongylocentrotidae
Product: zinc finger protein AEBP2
Exons: 6
Coding region: 133-1056 (307 amino acids)
Biological process (GO): regulation of transcription by RNA polymerase II
Cellular component (GO): ESC/E(Z) complex
Source: RefSeq, a predicted model, not a curated record